GUUGAUCUUUUGCCGUAGAAACUUUUUUUUCCCCCAUAAAAAAUUUAGGUUUUUGCUCUUAGUUAUAAUCUAGAUGAGUAUAUAAUUUGAGUUUUCAUUAUAUUUUUCACUAAAAAUGAUUUUGGUUUUACCAUGUAGAAACGCGGGAACAAAUUGGGUCCUUAAUUUUUGAGACACUUUUUUAAUUCCCGUCAUCAUUUUUUGGCCGCUAAACUUUGGCGGUUCAUCUGGCUACUUUCACUUCCAUCAAAACCUCCUCCAAAGGGUUUCUUCGUACGGAAUUUUAAAGUCUGUAUAAGAAUACCAGUAAUUUAUGAUAAAAUCUGCCGGUUUUGCUCAAUUCCAAAGCUUUGCACUCCUCAGAAGGUUUGCUGUGAAUGUAAAGGGUUCUAAAGUUGAUUAUUUGAGGUUUAAGAAGAUGGGUUCUAAGAGGCUUCUCUCCAAAUCAUCAUCUGCUGCGGUGAAAUUAAGUGACCCGGAAGGUGAUGUGGAUGACGGUGGUGGUAGAAAAGAAAUGCUCAAGAUUGAUGCAGAUGAAAUAGAGAAAAUGACAGUCAAACAACUACGAGUUAAACUAAAGGAUGUGGGAGUUCCAACCAAAGGUUCAAAGAGUGAACUUGUCUCUGCCUGGAUGAAUUUUUUGAACAAGCAAGUAGAUGAUCCGGUGUCAUCUCCAGUCAUACCUACAAAAAGCUAUGUUGAAAAUGUUCCAGAUGAAAAACCUAUUUCAGAGAUUUCUCAACUCAAAAGGGCCAAGAGAAAAGCUGCAGAACUCCUUGCUGGGGACAACAAUGUUGAAAUUAAGAAUAUGCAAUCCAUCAUGCAGCAAGAGCAAUCUCUUGAAUCUUCUAAGUUGACAGGAACAAAAUCAAUUCAGAAAAAAGGAAAAGCCUUGUUAGAAGUUACUUACUCGAAGAUUGAAAAUGCUCAAUCUCUCUAUUCUUCUGGAGAACCUUGGGCAGUUCUUGCUCAUAAGAAGCCUCAAAAAGGGUGGGUGGCUUACAAUCCAAGGACGAUGAGGCCACCUCCUCUUACUAAUGAUAUUGAGCAUGUCAAAAUAAUGUCCUGGAACGUGAAUGGGUUAAGAGCUUUGCUAAAGUUAGAGGACUUCUCUGCCCUGCAACUCGCUCAAAGAGAGGAUUGUGAUGUGCUGUGCUUGCAAGAGACCAAACUCCAGGAGAAAGAUGUUGAGGCGGUUAAGACUCUCCUUGAAGGUUAUGAUAAUAGUUUCUGGACAUGCAGUGUUGCAAAGCUUGGGUACUCUGGAGCCGCAAUCAUUUCACGGAUAAAACCACUUUCUGUCAGAUAUGGUAUGGGAAUAUCAGAUCACGAUGCUGAAGGGCGGCUUCUGACUGCAGAGUUUGACAAGUUCUAUUUGCUAUGUGGAUAUGUGCCUAACUCCGGUGAUGGUCUGAAGCGACUGUCAUACAGAAUAACGCAUUGGGAUCCCUCUCUCAGCAACUAUAUGAAAGAACUUGAAAAAACAAAACCUGUUAUUUUGACGGGGGAUUUGAACUGUGCUCAUGAAGAAAUUGACAUUUAUAAUCCUGCUGGAAAUAAGAGAAGUGCUGGGUUCACGAUCGAAGAAAGACAAUCCUUUGAGUCUAACUUCUUGAAUAGGGGUUUUGUGGACACCUUCAGGAGGCAGCAUCCUGGUGUUGUUGGUUAUACUUAUUGGGGGUAUAGGCAUGGUGGACGCAAGACAAAUAAAGGGUGGAGGCUGGAUUACUUCCUUGUGUCGGAAUGUAUUGCAGACAAGAUCCAUGACUCGUAUAUUCUCCCGGACAUUGCUGGGAGCGACCACUGUCCUAUUGGUCUUAUUGUGAAACUCUAGGACAACCUGGCGAUUUCCUGGCAUACUAUGAUGGUAGAAGGUUAGCAUUUUGGUAAGGAAUGUUUUGUUCUAGAUACGCUGAUAAUUCUCCUCGGUCGGAAAUGGAAAAAAAAAAAAAAAGAAGUUAUAUUAGCGAAUCGAGUAGUAUGAUAUGUAGUAGUCUUCCGUAUAAAAUAAAACAAAAGAAAUCCACGAUCUGUAUCUGCCCGAAGUACGUAUGAAACCCGAACCACCCCCAAACCGCUGCGGAGAUCAUGUAGAAGUAGAACCCUAGAACAUAUGGAGGGAUUCAACUAUCUGCCAGAACAUACAUCUUCAUGAUGAUCAUCCAAAAUCUAGGCAGUCAAAAUUCAGCUGCGUUUCAAAAUAAUGGCAUGUUUCUGAUCCGAAACCCGAAUUUUGGUCACAGCACUUCAACAACCCCAACAAAAGCCGUCAAGACAUCCGUGUGAUAUUCCUCUGGUGGUGGUCGAAGAACAACAUCGACAGAGGGGUGCGACGAGUUAUUUCUGAAAAAAAAAAUUUAAAAAGAGGCUCGUGUGUGUAUCGAUCUCUAACAAGAGUAUAUGGUGCAUUACAGAGAAGAAUAAAUGAACACCGGGAUAAUAAGACUUCAGAGUCCGAAGGUGAAGGAAACAUGGAUUAAUUAGUUCAGCUGUUUCCUUGUUCUUUUAAAUGUCCAAUUAAGUCAGUUUAACUACGAAAAGUAUUUCUGAAAACCACUCAGAAACGGCAGCUGUACUAAAAUGGAAAUCAAAGGAACCUUGGUCGAUGAGACAAUGUCUUAUGGUAUAGUUUAGUCAUAUAUGCCUUGUAGUUUUGUACCAAAAUAAAGAUGCAGCAUAUUCUUAAAAGAUUUGAGGGUUUAUUUCAUAUGCUUUCCGCGUCUUAUAAAAGUAGUUCGUCUCGAACAAUUUGAUGAAGAUUAUUUUUCUAAAACGUAGAAAUUAUGAAUAUAUCAGUUAUUAUUUCCGUAUUCUUUUAAU
Messenger RNA from Oldenlandia corymbosa var. corymbosa, 2820 nucleotides. Lineage: Eukaryota; Viridiplantae; Streptophyta; Magnoliopsida; Gentianales; Rubiaceae. The record is from the annotation of a GenBank genome assembly.